UACCAAGGUGGCCGGUGGCAGUGGUGUCUGUCCGUGUGUCCGUCGAUUUCGGUUUUUGUGAUUUUAAAAGACGCAGGAAAAUAAACAAACAUGAACGUCGUGGUUUACAACGUGUCAGAUGCUGAGGUACUGGAGGUAGUAGAUCCUCUAGACCAGACUUCGUCCGCUCUAGACUCCGACGUAGACCCUCUCAGACCUUACAACAUGUCACUAGUCAGACCAGAAUGCCACAUUGAUAUGAUUCCAUCGAUAAACGACUAUUUUACAGCAUUCAACCUAUGGGGUGUGUUGUUGUUCACCCUGGGAGGGCUGGCAGUGUGUAUAGUUCUAGCAGCCUACUGUGACACCCUCAGACAUGUGCUCAGAUCAAGUCCACCUCUGGUCAAGACACAUUCUGCCAUAAUUCUCAGUGUAUAUCCGGUGGUAGCACUGUCUACAUACUGUGCCACUGUGGUGCCCCGUGCUCAACUAUUAGCGGAGGCUGUCACACAGGGAGUGUUCAUGGCGGGGAUGUACCAGCUGUUUUGUCUGAUGAUAGCCUACUGCGGGGGCGAGGCUAUGCUGAUCAGCAGGGUCAAGCCUCUGUCUCUGAGCCCCAGAGUGGGUCCAUGCUGUUGCUGGCCUUGUUGCGGGUUUCUACCUGUCAUGCACAUAGAUAAAGACCGAGUAAGAUGGCUACGUGUACUGGUGUUGCAGCUACCAGUGGUACAAGGACUAGUCUACAUGGUACUUCUAGUGAUGUGGGCAGAGGAACAGAGUCUCUACCAAGUGAACUACAUGUACUUGCAGCCGCUAGUCGUCAUGUCCAUCUUGUGUGGGGUCUGGGGAAUCAUCAUGACCAUGAAGAUGCUUACUGAGGUGCUGCAAGGCUAUCACAUCCAGGGAAAGUUCAUAGUUCUGCAGCUGGUGCUGAUAUUGGCAAAACUGCAGGGAGUCUGGGCGAGGCUGUUUGUUUGGUUCGGUUGGCUGCCCUGCAAACCUCCCAUUACUCCCACUGUUUAUGCUAAUUUGCUGUAUAACUCGCUGAUGCUGUGGGAGAUGGUACUGCUCUGCCUGUGUGCCCGAUAUCUCUACAAGAGGCCACUACCUCCGGCGCAACCCAGCGCUAGAAACUCACACUUCACCAUCACAUCAAUCAGUGAGAAAGUUCCACCAGCGCCGACAAUCAACAACAAUACCAACGCCAAAUUUUGAGCUCGGAGGCUGAUAAAUUCCAUGAUGUAAUUAACUUGAUAGAGUUGUGCGGUUCCUUUUCAAUCGAUUGACAAAACCGGCUAUGAUUGCGCCAUUGUACAACACAAAGGAUCCAAGUUGUUGGAAAUCAUCAGCUGUAUGUAGGGUCCAAAAGUAAGAACAGCUGUAGUAGUAUCAGCUGGUUGAAACUCUUCUAUUUCAUAACACAAGUGAUCCUUUUUUGUGUGAAAUUUUCAGUUUCAAAUCUCAGAGGGCCAUUUUAAAGACGUAGACAUGAAACAAACAUUUUUUGCCAUAGUUUAUUUUGGCCAGAGAAACAUAUUUUAUUUUAUGUAUCAGGUUCCGUGUUUAUGCACGUAUUGUGACUAUUUUUAAUGAUGCAAACUGCAAAGGAAUGUUUUGUUUGGUGUCUACAUCAUUAAUAGGAGGAAUGAACAAAUCGGAAGCUAUAUUAGUUGUUAUGUUUAUAAGAAGAGUAAUGUUUUAUUUGAAAGACAAUGAGCUAAUGAAUUCAAAAUGUACACUAUUUUGCCGUCAACCAACAUCUUAGUAAAAUAUGAUUAGUAAAAAGCUCAAUGCUUUUAUGGUACCACCUUUAAAAUUGAUGAUUGCAUUACGCAACAUAUAUUUUAAAGUAAAUGUUAGGAACUACUGUCGCUUUAGUAAAUUUAAUAUUUAUCUAAGUUUAGAGUUCAAUCAUUGCAAAAAUACAUUCUUUGAAACUGACGGCACAACAUUUCAUGAAUGAAUAAAUCAUUCAUUCAUUUUACUUUAAUGUAAUUGCUCAGAGAGAAACCAUGACAAAUUAGAAAAAAUAUCUAUUUUAUUAAAAGUAAAAAAUAUUGGAAAAAUUAUUGUAAUAUAGUUUUAGUCUAUACCUCAUUUUAGUUACUAGUAAGAUAAUUGUAAUUAUUUAUAUUAUUUUGGUAAUAUUGCUAUUACCUUUCUGUGAUAGAUUUAUACUACAUGUACUCCGCAUUACAAAUUAAAGAAUGGACUUGAGUUAGUUCGAUAAAGAAGUUUGCAGCUUGAAAGAUAAAAAAAAAAACAGUAAUUUGUACAUUUUGUUGUAUUACCGGUGUGGAAGCAAUACCAAAAUACAUGCAAAAUAAGUUAUGAUUAUUUAAUCUCAAUUGAUGUCAAUAGAUGCUGUAGUUGUGACGUAUGACAAAAGUCCUAAAACCAUCCAGCAGACAAAAGUACAUCAUUAUUUGAUAAGGUUAACCUACCAAUGAAAUAACAAAUAACUACAUAUACUGUAGGAGCAAAACCCAAAAUUGUUAUCUAAAGUAAACCCAUCACAAUUGACACAACAUUUUGUUAUCCAUCAUGUUAAAUCCCUUCUUUUAAAUUUUUUUAGUCAUACUUGACACGGACAAUUUUUACCACUGUCAUAAUCUCCUUUCAAACUGUAUUUUUCUGUUUAAGUUUGUAUACAUGACAUCCCAAUAAAAUAUUU
Messenger RNA from Macrosteles quadrilineatus (aster leafhopper), 2653 nucleotides. Its product is annotated as organic solute transporter alpha-like protein. Gene Ontology annotation, molecular function: transporter activity. The coding region runs from base 91 to 1194 and encodes 367 amino acids. NCBI's taxonomy places the organism in Eukaryota, Metazoa, Arthropoda, Insecta, Hemiptera, Cicadellidae. Gene Ontology annotation, biological process: transport. The transcript is spliced from 8 exons. The record is from RefSeq and is a predicted model, not a curated record.